Molecule: messenger RNA, 2769 nt
Organism: Hyphopichia burtonii NRRL Y-1933
Lineage: Eukaryota; Fungi; Ascomycota; Pichiomycetes; Serinales; Debaryomycetaceae
Gene: ASE1
Product: Ase1p
Exons: 1
Coding region: 1-2769 (922 amino acids)
Biological process (GO): microtubule cytoskeleton organization; mitotic spindle midzone assembly
Cellular component (GO): spindle; mitotic spindle midzone; cytoplasm
Molecular function (GO): microtubule binding
Source: RefSeq, a predicted model, not a curated record
AUGGUUAUGGAUAAUUUGAACGAUACUCAAGAAAUUGAUAAUCAAAAUAAUUUCACUCUAACGAAAAAUGGACAAUUUGAUGCCAUUGCAUCUAACGUUAAUCAAACAAUUGAAGAACUCAACAAAAUCUACAGUCAAAUCGGUUAUUCUUCCACAGAAAUAUCGAUAAAGAAAUCACAGAUAUUUCAGGUAAUUGAUGAUACUAUUUCCUCAUUUGCUGAUAAUUUAAGAAGAGAACAGACCAUUAUAGAAAAUGAGUGUGAAUGGUUACGACAGCAAAUUAGAGUAAUUCUUGCUAUGAUAAAUGAUGCUAAUGGUGAUAAAUAUCUCAAAUUGAUAAGUAGAGGAGUUGUUUUCAAUAAUAAGGAAUUGUUUGAACAAGGCUAUAAGCAAGAAAUUCUUGAAAAAUUAACUAAUCUAAAAAAUCGUAAAAGUCGUUUUUACGCAAGCUCUCCAUUCAAUGAUGCCAGUAUAUCAACGGAUAGUGAGCAUGAAAUAUCUUUACAGAAUCAGUAUGAACACAUGCUACAUAACGUUCCAGAGUUAUCACUUCUUCAAUCAAAAGGAAGACUCAAUUCAAUAUUUUUUGAAGUAAUCAAAAAUUUCAUCAGAUCGUUCAAAAAAUUCAAUUCUUUGAAUCUUGAGUACCUAGAUACAAUCGAUUCUAUAGGUCAAUUUUAUUCUUCAAAUGCUAAUGUGAACAUUCUUAAAGCCUUGCCAUCGAAAGUUGAAGCAGAAAAUCAUCAAAGUUUGAUUGAAAGUUUCGAAAGUGUGAUUAAAGAAUUGAAAUUAAAUGAUAGUGGGAAUGUAAUCCUGACUUUAGCAAGUUCCAAAACUGCUGAUGACCACUAUGCUUUCAUUAUUUCGAGCCCUCGUAAAUUGAAACAAAAUGGUCCAAUAAACUAUGAUGAUCAUCAGGUUCAUGAUAUCCCAAACAGUAAAGCCAACCAAGAUACUGAAAAGCUUAUGGAUUCCUUGAGAGAUUUGAACCAUCAAAUUGUGCAUGUUAUACGAAGCUUGAAAAUUACCAAGCUAACUCCGGAAUUUAUCACUAAUCUACAAAAUGAAAUAAAGUACUGUAAAGAUGAAGCUGAUCAAAGAAAGCUUCAAAUGUCAAACAUAAUAACGGAAUGUUUAUCACUUAUAAAUACCCUCCAUAUGACUGACGAUCAAUUAGUUAAUACUCAAAAGCUGUUUGACGGCAGUGAUCAAUCUAACACAUUACCUAAUGACGGUUACUUUGAUAGCGAAACAUUAAAGUUUAUACAGAAAGAACCUAGAGAAUUUGGUUUAAUGGACCAACAUUUUGAAUUCGUCAAUAAGCUUGCUUCUACCUUAUCAAAAAUAAAAACCACAAAGCAAAAGAAAUGGGACUAUUACCUAGAUUCAUGCAGUAAAAUUUGGGAUAAACUUGGGGAAAAUAGAGAUCAAGUUGAAAAUUUCUUAAACGCUAAUAGCUCACUCACUGAUUUAUCGUUGAUGAAUUUUAAAGUUGAAUUGAACAGGUUAUUGGCUAAAAGAUCGGAAUUUAUUGAAAACUUUAUUUCUGAUGCAAAAAUCGAAAUUGAGGCAUUGUGGUCAAAGAUGUUUUAUUCUGACGAAGACAAGAGAUCUUUCAAAUAUUUUGAUUAUGAUAUUAAUGAUGAUUUUUUGGAUAAGGAGCUUGUUCUAAGUGAACACGAACAGGAACUUAGAGAGUUGAAAAAAUCCUACGAAUUAAAGGAACCAAUUCUUUCUCUCUAUUCCCAAAUAUUGGAAUUAUUCGAGGAUCAAAAGUUCCUCCAAGAAUCUUCAAAAGAUUCCUCCAGAUUACUUAGCAAAAAUUCUUGCAAGAUCCUUUUAAAUGAAGAAAAACUAAGAAAGAAGAUUAACAAAAAUAUGCCAAAAUUGAUCUCAGAAAUUAAAACGGAAAUUGUCAAAUUUAAUAGGAGAGCUAGCGAACAAAAACCAAUUUCCAUAAAUGGAGAAGAUUUUCUUGAAAAAAUUAUGUCAAUCGAAUCUCAACUCGUUAACGAGAAAGGUAACAGAAGCAGGAUCAGCAGAAGUACCAGUCAACAAGUUUCGCCUAGGAAGGUGAUUCCUUCUACUCUUCGAUCUUCACCAAUUAGAAGGCCACCCGUAAAUCACAAACCUGUAACCAUGAAUUCCAGGUCAAAAGGAGGUAUAUCUCCCAAGAAUUUUAGAUCAAACCAUCCCUCUAUUUUAUCUCCUACCAAAAAUUCCCAUAUCAACAAUAAUAGAAUAGCAAAGCCUAGAGCAAAGACGUCAAUUAAAGCUAAACAUAAUACAGCCCCAAGUUCUAGAUUAGAAAGUCCCAUAAGGCCUGUUGCAAGAAGCAAUUCUAAUAUUUCUAGAAUUGUGGGGACUCAAUUACAACCCUUAAAUACCCCAUUGCUGUCUUUCAAUGAAAAUAAAUCUCCAAAGGAAGGUCUUGAGUUCAAUACUGAUAGUACUAUACACUCGAAUAUUUCAAGAUUUUCGCCUUUGAAAAUUAAUGACAACCCAGAUCUCUAUUCAAAUGCCCAAAAAAUUGAUUUCUCCCCAGUGAAAAAUUUUGAAGAGCAUGAUAAGGAGAACAAAAGAUCCAGCUUUAGUUUAUCACCAAUUAAGAUUCUGUCUUCACAAAACGAGAAGGGUGAUAUCGAACCCGAGACUAAUCCAGGUAAUCAAGUAGAAACUUUCACUGCUGACAGCUCCACCAUAAUAGCUGAUGACUAUCAAGCAUGGAGAGACGAGAAGAUCAGACAAUUAAAUGGGAUAAGAAACUAG